Limulus polyphemus (Atlantic horseshoe crab) is the source of this 5641-nucleotide messenger RNA. Its product is annotated as serine/threonine-protein kinase mig-15-like. The transcript has 27 exons. The record is from RefSeq and is a predicted model, not a curated record. Gene Ontology annotation, biological process: protein phosphorylation. Bases 1041 to 4232 code for a protein of 1063 amino acids. Lineage: Eukaryota; Metazoa; Arthropoda; Merostomata; Xiphosura; Limulidae. Gene Ontology annotation, molecular function: protein kinase activity; ATP binding.
AUUUACCAAGCUUUUUAAACUGCUCUUAUACAAUGGCUAGCCACUUUAUUAUGAUCCACCCACGGUUAUUUGUAGAAUACGUCAUUUCCUUGUCGGGUUUUGGCCGAGUGGUUAGCUGGGGAGCAUUGCGCAUGGCUUAAACAUGGAGCUCGCGAUAUGCAUCAGAACACGUUCUACACUCUUAUCUGUGGAUGCGUUAUAAAAGUGACAGUGAAUCCAGCUAUUCGGUUGUUAUCAAAUAGUGUUUCUUCAAAUAGCUGUUCAAAGACUUCCAUCAUCAGAAUAUGUCAACAGUGGCAAACGACCACGAAGAAAAAUGUCAGCUGUCAGCCGCUUGUGACAGACGAAGGGGUGGAAAGUAGAUUAAAUAUGCUUGUCAAGUGCAACAAGCUCUAGUCUGUGUCGUAGUCGACUGACUCUUUCGUCAGUGAUGAGUAUUAGACUGUCUCGAACCGUACCGUGCUAAACCGACAGCUAGUCCGAAUAUUAAAUAUUACAGAUCCAAAUAAUAAAGCUUGGCUUCAGUGGUCGUCGCCAGUAAUAUUCACCCCACAGUACUGCAAUUACAUCAUGAUGGAUAAAGACUCUUCCAGGAUAUAAUUGCAACCAUCCAAUACUCUCGUAUUCUUCCAAAUUAAUUUGGACUAUAUGCGACAGCUACUUCAUUCAACUUUCUUUGGCAUUAACUUGAACGUCGUAUUCGCUACUGGAAUCUGAUAACAUAUGUAAAAUAAUCGCAGAUAUUACUUCUUAACGAAUGAGUUAUAUUCAAACAAGACACCCUAUGAAGUCUAUACCACGUUUAGUUCAAGCAAAGUUUGUGAGGAUCAUGAUGUAGUGGUCCGACAGUGUAACGAGUUAUACUUCAUAAGUAUAGAAAUUUUAAGCCUCUGGAGUAACUGUCUUCAGAUGAAGAAGAAGAAAUUAAGUUAGAAAUUAAUGUUCUUAAAAAGUAUUCACAUCAUAGAAACAUAGCAACAUAUUAUGGUGCUUUUAUCCAGAAGAGCCCACCUGGAAAAGAUGAUAAACUUUGGCUUGUCAUGGAAUAUUGUGGAGCUGGUUCUGUUACCGAUUUAGUGAAAUCUACCAAAGGACAGUCUCUAAAAGAGGAAUGGAUUGCAUAUAUUUGCAGGGAAAUUCUUCGAGGUCUCAGUCACCUUCAUGCUUGCAAAAUUAUUCAUAGAGAUAUCAAAGGCCAAAAUGUGUUAUUGACAGACAAUGCAGAGGUCAAACUAGUCGACUUUGGGGUAAGUGCUCAACUUGAUAGAACAAUAGGUCGAAGAAAUACUUUCAUUGGAACUCCCUAUUGGAUGGCUCCUGAAGUAAUAGCAUGUGAUGAAAAUCCUGAUGCCACCUAUGAUAACAGAAGUGAUUUGUGGUCAUUGGGUAUUACAGCUUUAGAGAUGGCUCAAGCUCAACCUCCUCUUUGUGACAUGCAUCCUAUGCGUGCUCUGUUCCUAAUUCCAAGAAACCCUCCACCACGGCUGAAGUCAAAGAAAUGGUCUAAAAAAUUUCACGGGUUCAUUGAAACAGUUCUAGUGAAAGAUUACCAACAACGUCCUUACACAGACCAAUUAUUAAAAAAUUCCUUUAUUCGGGACCAACCUACUGAAAGGCAAGUCCGCAACCAGCUGAAAGAACACAUUGAUCGUUGCCGUAAACAUAAGCGAGGGGAAUCUCAGGAAGUUUAUCGUUAUAGUGGUAGUGAUGGAGAAGAGGAAGACACCGAAGUAUUGGGUGAACCAAGCUCUAUUGAACCAGUUGACCAGGAGUCAACUCUGAAAAGAAAUUUCCAGCAUCUUCAAGAAUCAAGAACACUCACUCCCAGUGAUCCUAAAUCUAGCUCUAGUAACCAUCAGGCACGCCCACAUCCAGAUUCAGUAUGUUCUUCUGAAACACCGGUGCCACUAGUACGACCUUCAAUGGCUCAUCACAGGGCAGUUGUUGCCCCUGAUCCUCCACCACCUAGCAAACCACUUCCUCCAAUCCCAGUGGAAGAAGACCGUAAAGAAAGAAUGCACAAACCACCUCGAAAUGUCCAGCCAGUUCAACCUUCAAAGGUACCACAAGCUCGGAACUCUGGCUUGUUUAGCAAAUCACCUAUUCGUAGACCAGAGGAUCUGGAAGUGUUAGCAGCUCAGCUGAAUGAGCUGGCCUCAGGAAGCCAUAGCAGUGGAGCUGCAAAAAGAAUGAGUGGUAGAGGUCCAUUUGCAGGAUCGGCAAAAGUGAUUAGUGAACAUCCUGCCCAUCAGAAUGGUAACCUACCAGAACAAGCUCUUUCCACGAAACCACCUGUAGAUUCCGAUGAAGAGGAAGAUGAGAAUCAUGUUCAAAAUGAUGGAACUUUACUGGCUUCUGACCCACCAAGACCACUGCCUCCAGAUGGCUAUAGUAAUGAUAGCAGUAAAAGCAUUACAAUUUCAAAAGAUCCUGCAGCAAUUCAAGCACCAAACAGACCGCUGCCUCCUACUCCAGAUGAAGAUGACAGUAAUGACAAAACUCUAGUGGUUAGAAAAAAUCAGUCAAACAAAAAAGAAGGUGAGCGGUCAAAGCGAGAACAAAAUGGUAAAGAUCGAGGUGGACGAGUGAGAUCUAGUAGUGAAGUUGAGAAAAACCAUCGCAAAAGGGAUUCUGGUGGUAUAGAAAGGGCUGAAAAAGCCAAACAAAGAUCUGACAGGAAAGAACAGUCUGCACUACAUAAAACUUAUUCAUCCCCAAUCUCUGUGGCCUCAUCAUCUGUUCAUAAUGGAGAGUCUCAGAGAAAAGAGCAUGUUUUCUUGCAGGGGCAAACUAGAAACAAUAGUCAGAAUGAAUGGGAAAGAGAGAGGGACCAUAUGAAUCAUACAACUUCCCCUUCAGAAGAAGGUGCUAGUCGACAGCAUGAAGAGUCUACCCAGAGUUCUUCAGGGAACAUCAGUGGACGAUCAAGUGGUGUGCUUCCUGAUCUCCUUCCCCAAAACACCCCAUCUCCUAUACAACAGUCAUCACCCCAGCAGAAGCAUCAGGACAAAAGCACUUCUGAUGAAUACAGGCAAGCAGUAAGUAAAACUCCCCCACACUUACAACACAAGCAACGUUCCUUCUUGACCUUUGGGUUUGGAGCAGGAGGGUCAGGUCCUUCUCCCCGCCAUGAAUCACACAUCAAUGUUAAUGUAGCACCCAGCUCUCAUGAACCUUCAACUGAAACACCUGAGAUUCGCAAAUACAAGAAGAGGUUCAAUUCUGAAAUACUCUGUGCUGCUCUUUGGGGUGUCAACCUCUUGAUAGGAACAGAACAUGGUCUUAUGCUACUGGAUCGUAGCGGCCAAGGAAAAGUGUACAAUUUAAUUACUAGAAGAAGGUUUCUUCAGAUGGAGGUUUCAGAAGGACAAAACAUAUUGGUGACCAUUUCUGGAAGGAAAUCCCGAGUCCGUGUCUACUAUCUUUCCUGGCUUAAGAGCAAGAUUCUUCGUACAGAUGGACAGCUAGAAAGAAGAAAUGGGUGGAUUAACGUAGGAGAUCUUCAAGGAGCCAUUCAUUUUAAGAUAGUGGUGUGGUCUAUCCCUCAUCACAGCUUUAAGGACUGGGAAAAUACAUUUCGUAUUUGGAGUAACAAUGUGAAAUAUGAACGAAUCAAGUUUCUUGUUAUUGCACUACGGGAAAGCAUUGAGAUCUAUGCAUGGGCUCCUAAGCCUUAUCACAAGUUCAUGGCCUUCAAAUCCUUUUCUGAUCUGAUUCACCAUCCCUUACUGGUAGACAUGACCAUUGAGGAAGGUGUGCGACUGAAGGUCAUUUAUGGAUCAGCAGAAGGUUUCCAUGCAGUGGAUGUGGAUUCAUGUGGGGUGUAUGAUGUUUACAUUCCAACUCAUAGCCAAGGUCCCAUCACACCCCAGAUUAUUGUGACACUGCCAAAUUCUAAAGGAAUGCAGCUGCUGCUAUGCUAUGAUAAUGAAGGUGUUUACGUAAAUACAUAUGGAAGAAUUAGUAAGAAUAUUGUGCUCCAGUGGGGUGAGAUGCCUUCCUCAGUUGCCUAUAUUGGUACCGGCCAAAUAAUGGGUUGGGGUAAUAAAGCAAUCGAGAUUCGAAAUGUAGAAACUGGCCACUUGGAUGGAGUUUUCAUGCACAAGAAGUCCCAGCAACUUAAAUUUCUUUGUGAAAGGAAUGAAAAGGUCUUUUUCUCCUCUGCCAAAAGUGGCUCUUCGUGCCAGAUCUACUUCAUGACUCUCAACAAGCCAGGAAUGGCUAACUGGUAACAUUUGAAACAGCCAGAGUCAAAGUAACAGUAAUAGACUUCCUCAUGAGUUCAAGAGACUAACUCUGUGGACAUUGUGUAAUUGCUUACUGUGUUAUUUCUUUUAAUCAGAUAAGGACAGAGACAUGCUGCAAACAACUUUAAAGCCAAGCUUCAUCAAUUUCAUCUUAAUGUUUUUAAUUUUUUGAUUGCUCAAAAGUUGAAUACAAUUGAGAUGUUGUCUAUAUGCAAGCUUUGUAAAUAUUGAUACAAAAAGAUAUAAAUUUUUAGAUGAUCUCUUUUUUUUAUUGUACUUUUAACUAUAGUAACAUGCCAACAAACAAAGACUGACAGAUUUAUGUUUUUUUAAUUUUCUUAUUGUGGAUUGUAGUAGUUUACAAAGCUUGGUCGACUUAAUGUAUUUUGUACAUCUUUAAAGUGUUUUGUUGUGCCUUUAAAUGACGCAUUGUUUAGUUUUUCACCAAAGUUUGUUAAGGUGAAAAGAAGGGUUAAUAAAAUGUUAAUACUUGUACAUGUCUUAAGUAUAUAAAAUAAGUUAGUUUAAUGUACAUGUCUUAAGUAUAUAAAAUAAGUUAGUUUAAAAAAGUUCUUUUUUGACAAAUAAAUUACAAAAGCUAUUACCAAACAAAUCCUUAUUUCAGAUUUUCAUACAGUGUUAUAUUAAAUAAAGAUUUGUAAUAAUAAUAAUAAUAAAAAUUUUAUUUUCUAAUCUCGGAUUCAUAUUCAUGCCAAAAUGUGAAGUGUGUUGGAUCACUCAACGAAAACUUUUCCAUUGAUAUUUAUUCGUAACAAAUAAAAAAAUUGGUGAUCAGUCACCUAAAAAUUUAAUUAGUACGUGCAUUUCUUUUUCAGACUUGAACUGUUUGUGUUCCUUGUAAUUAAUUAGAUAACUUUAUUUCUUGUUUAAUAGAAAAUGUAUUGUACCAAUAACUUUGACCUGGUUAUAUGCUUUCAGUGUUAACAUUAUCUUUACAAAAUAAUAGUGUACAACACUACAUGUUUUUAGUAUAUCAGUAUCAUAGUCAUUAAGAUGUAUCAUCAAAGUUUCAUCUGCAAAGUCACAGUCAUUAAGAAUAAGAUCGGUACAGAAUACAAAUUUUAAUUUAUUAUAAAUGGAUUUUCAAAAGGAAUUAAGAAUCCUUUGUGUGUUGCAACAAGCAAGAAAUUGCACUGUGUCAAAUAAACUAAUUACAAUAAUUUCAGAGAAUGAAGGUGUUGUAUGUGAAUUACUAUGAAUUAGGAGUUUCUAUUCAUUCUAUUUAACAAUUAGGACUACAGUAUAUUAUGUGCAAAUCUUUAAUACUGACAGUUUACUUUCCUGUCUUUGUUACUGUUUUCAGAACUUAAAAUUUCAUAGUAUACAUUUGAACUACAGAAUUACAGGCUAUUUAAUAGGGAUAAAGUAUUAAA